Molecule: messenger RNA, 1308 nt
Organism: Perkinsus marinus ATCC 50983
Lineage: Eukaryota; Perkinsozoa; Perkinsida; Perkinsidae
Exons: 15
Coding region: 1-1308 (435 amino acids)
Molecular function (GO): oxidoreductase activity
Source: RefSeq, a predicted model, not a curated record
AUGCUUGCUCGAGCCAUCACCUCUAGUACGAAACUCUCUGAUGUUGUUCGUACGGCCUCCGAUGAGCCUCCUGAGUACGCGAUAGAGCCUCACUCGGAGUACCACACUGCUGGACUGCCGCAUAAGAUCGCUCUCUUCGCUCACGGCGAAGUCCCCGAGUACGGUGGGGAGUGGAUGGUCGCUGAUACUAGAAGGAUUAUGGAAGAACUUGAUAAGGAGGUCGUUAGGAAAUUUGAUGAGCUUGGGGCGUGCUAUAGGGUGUUUUACGAAUCUAGGGAUAACAGUGUGAUUGGAUACAAUAAUUGGCAAACGAAUAUUAAUUGUGAUAAGGAGAAAGUUGAGGAGUACUUGAGAAUUCGUGGAUACGACUGGAAAUGGAAUGAUGAUGCCUCGUUGGAAUAUUGGAAAGUGUACCCAGCAGUGGUGCCUCAUCCGGUGACUGGCGAGAAGUGUUGGUUUAAUCAAGUCCAUGCUCAACAUAAAAGCUUUUAUUAUUCCCAUCCGAAGUAUAGGGACCUGCCUAGGGACAGUAACAGAUUCCCGGUGAACACUACUUAUGGGGAUGGUACUGAGAUAGAGCCUGAGGUACUGGCUCAUAUAAGGUCUAUAAUAUGGAGGAAUUGUCACGCAGCGCCCCUACGUACUGGUGCACUACUGGUACAGGAUAACUAUCUUACUUUACAUGGACGGAGUAUCAGCAUCGGCUGUCUCGGUCGUAAGGCUCGUGAGGCACCUGUCAGUAUGCAGCAAUUCGGAUUGCAUCUGGCUAAACUGUGUUGUACUUCAUCAACGAAAAAGGAGAUACUGCAGUGUGCAGUCAUUGAUCGGAUUUCACGAGUAGUAGAGGUUAAAAUUAGAGAACACGUAACAGCGAGUACGGGUAAAGGGUUGGUGUUGAAGCCUAGGACUGUGUCGAAGUUGGCUUUGACUUUGGCGCAGUUGGAGCAGGCUUACUGGAUGGAUUUUGUGAAGUAUAAGGAGCCUGAGAUGAGCGAGGCGAAAUGCAGAUCGGACCUGAUCUGGCUGGAGAAGAAAAUGGCUUAUGGAAUUUCAGCGGCGCCUACGAACACUCCGAAUCGUUAUAAAUUGCAUCUGGUGGCUCUGCCGUCACGAGAAGUCUUCCUUACUGUUGAUAAGGAGGGGCGACCGAGGGCGGAGACGACGUAUAAGGGGAAGAGGGUCUACUUGUUGAGGAUAUAUGUGGAGGCUAAGGAGAACCUUAUCGGAGUGCCGACGGUCAAGUGGGUUAACGUACAUUGCCUUGACCCUGAGACUGGAAGGGAAGUUGUUGAGAAGAUCAAGCCGUGA